AUGGCUGAGAAUAUCUCAGAUGAAGACGAGACAAAACUCUGAUGUAUAACCAGGAUAUUAGGAAUUAUUAAACAGCGAGAAAAAUAGGUAGUUUAUAAAAAAGCGCCCAUGAACUUACAGGCCACACAAACAACAUGCUUUGCUGGACACCUGAUCCGGUGCAUUUUCUCACAGUAAAUCAAAUCCUACCCCAUUUUUAAAGUUUUGCACUUGUAAGCAUGACAUUGUUGUUGCCUCCAACACCAGGCGUUGGACUGCACCAGGUUGGUCGUAGCAAAUUCAUGAAGCAGUGCUCAUUACAUGAUGAAGAUGUCUGCCCGACAAUUCCCGCAUGUGGCAAAGCAGUUCCACUUGCAGGUUUUAAUGGACAGAGAAAAAAGCAGAGCUCAUUUCAAUGCCAUAACAAGAAGAAUGAUUUUAACAGUGUAUUUGCAAAGGUUAAAGGGAAUUGUACUAAUGAAGAAUUGAAGGAAGCCAUGAAAAUUCUGUCUGUUAUGGAUCAGCAGGAAAUCCCAGUACACACAGAUGCCUAUGCUUCUCUUCUAGAAGCUUGUGCAAAACAAAAAGCUUUGGCAUUGGGAAAACAAGUCCAUAAACACAUGCUCAGCAACAAAAUCAAGCAAACUCCAUUUUUGUGGUCCAAGCUUGUAAACAUGUAUGCACAGUGUGGAAGUAUCGAAAAUGCACGCCUGGUUUUUGAGGCAAUGGGAAAGAAUCAAACUGUUUUUUCAUGGAAUGCAAUGAUUGCAGGGUAUGCAAGAGAAGGGAUGUGCAGGGAUGCCUUAGCACUGUAUUGCAGAAUGAAAGGGGAUGGGUUUACACCUGAUAAGUUUACGUUUCCUCGGGUGCUUAAGGCUUGUGGGAGAAUAGGGGAUCUACGGGAGGGCAAGAAGGUCUAUGAUGAUAUUGUGAAAAGAGGGCUUGAAUCUGAUGUUUUUAUUGUGAAUGCACUCAUGGACAUGUAUGCAAAAUGUGGAUGUAUUGAGAUUGCUCGAGAAUUAUUUGACAAAAUGGUUCACAGAGAUCUUGUUUCAUGGAAUACCAUAAUUUCAGGCUAUGGACAGAAUGGGAAUUAUGAUGAAGUGUUGGUGAUUUUUCGCAAAAUGUGUUUGGAAGGAGUGAAUCCUGAUGGUGUUUCUGUUGCCAGUGCGCUACCAGCUUGUGCCUAUACAGGGGCUCUGAAAUUAGGCAAAGAGAUCCAUCAAUACAUGUUUAGGAGUGGAAUUGAGUUCAAUGUCUUUGUGGGCUGUGGACUUGUUGACAUGUAUUCAAAAUGUGGCAGAAUACAGAAUGCACGACAAGUGUUUGACCAAACUCCUAAAACAGAUUUGGCCUUAUGGAAUGCCGUGAUUCAGGGGUAUGCCAUACAUGGGCAAGGGGAGACUGCUCUUCAACUGUUUAAUGAGAUGAUCUCAUCGGGCAAGAGACCUGACCAUAUUACUUUUCUUUCUUUGCUAUAUGCCUUCAAUCAUGCAGGAAUGGUGGGUAAAGGACGUGAAUACUUCUUCAGCAUGAGUCAAAAUUAUGGUAUUACACCAGGAGUUGAGCAUUAUGCAUGCAUGGUUGACCUACUUGGACGUGCUGGCUUCCUGGGUGAAGCACUGAACUUUGUCACAAGGAUGCCAAUAGAACCUGCUGCUUCUGUAUAUGGAGCUUUGCUUAGUGCUUGUAGAAUUCAUGGGCAUAUAAAGAUAGCAGAAUUUGCAGCGAGACAACUUUUUGAAUUAGAGCCUGACAAUCCUGCAAAUUAUGUGUUGCUAUCAAACAUUUACGCUGCAGCUGGUAGGUGGGAAGAAGUGGAGAAGGUAAGACAAGUGAUGAGAGAUAAGGGACUGAAAAGAGUGGCAGGAUGCAGCUGGAUUGAGGUAAAGAAUAGGGUCCACAAAUUUCUUGUUUGUGACACAUGGCAUCCACAGUCGGAUCAGAUUUAUGAUAAGUUAGAGAGCUUGUUUAAGCAGAUAAAGGAGGCAGGGUAUGUUCCUGAUACCAACUUUGUACUCCAUGAUGUAGAUAAAGAGAAGAAGUUAAGAAUCCUUUGUGGUCACAGUGUUAAGCUUACUCUUGCAUUCGGACUUAUUAGUACCUAUCCGGGGACAUUAAUACAAAUCUCAAAGAACCUCCGUGUCUGUGGUGAUUGCCAUAGUGCAACCAAGCUCAUUUCCAAGACUGUAGGACGUGAAAUUAUUGUGAGGGACCCCAAUCGCUUUCAUCAUUUCAAGAAUGGGUUGUGUUCUUGUGGGGACUAUUGGUAAUAACCUUAGCAGAAGCAUUUGCAUUGAGCAGGUUUCUUCACAUUUCCCUCUACACAGUUUUAGGUAGCCAGCCCUUAAUGGAAUAGCAGUAUAAUCAGUCCUUGGGUUGCUUUGCACAUAACAUUUGAAUUCAAUGCUCAUAAAGGACUUCGACUUCACUACCAUAGAUGAUACUUUGACAAGAUUGAAUUGCAGUUAGACUAAUCAGAAUAGAAUAAAAGUAUCUCAGAUAGAAUCUUGAUAAUAAUUCACUGAAAUGAAAAAUUAAUAGAGGUGAAGCGGUUUGGAAGGAGGAAUUUCUGAAGUAAGCAUUCAUUCCCUCUUGGAAGUAACCACAGAUAACAAACAGCUGGUUAUUACCUUUGCUCUUUCUGGACAAAGCUAGAGAAACAUUCCCUCAGAAUGGUCUCCUCUUGUUACCAAACGUUUUGCAAUUGCCUUUUGAAUGUUGUGACAUGAUAUAAUCAUAAAAACCUAUAACCAAUCUAGAAUAUUCAUGCCCAAUAUGCAAAGACAACUAUUCCAGGAGCAAAGGCAUAUUGUUAUCUGUAAUACGAUGCCCUCUUCAUUAAGAAUGGACAUUGUGGUUGUAAGAUGGGUACUGCAGAAGUGUAAAAUAGUGCUUGGAAACAGUGCUAUAGAAUUUCCUCAUGCAGGAUUAUAUAGCAAAGGGCACUUGAGAGAAGUAAUGCAGGAAAUCAACCUAAAUUAUGGUUUUGAAAAGAGAAAAACAUUUUCACCUGUGAGAUUUGAUAGGGGAAUGGCGUGAAACAAUUGUACAAAUAAAGAUAAAUCAGUUUACAAAGGCUAGUGAUCUAUUUUUUUCAGUAAUCUGUGCAUUAAGUGGGCCCCAGACAGUGGGGCUACAUGCUGGGGACCCCAUCCCCUGUGUUAACACAUACAGUCCAAACCCACGAGCACAGCAUUCUAACAGGGGCACAAAGCCUGUGAUUUCAAUUGUUCAGUGGGGUUUUGAACCUAGGUGGCAACAAAAUCACCAAGUUUUAACCAGCACACCAUGCCCUUAAUGGCUUAGAAUGGCUACUUGUUAAUCAUUGUACUAUUUUCAAAUAAUUCCUUACAACUUUGGGUUUUUGGACUUAGUAUUUUUGAAGUGGAGAUGAAAAAUCAAACCUAAAACACCCACCUGUUGGUAUGCUUCUCUUGGCUGAAAUAUGACAGAAUGUGAAAUAUGAUCCAGUACAGUUACACACUUAGGCUAUAGUUGCUGAUAGGGUUCUCCAAAUCCUUCCUUUUACUAUUACAAACUGGUAGAAUGGUUUAUGCCAGCUAAUAAAUGAUUUGCUGUUUAUAUUGUAAUAUGACUGAUUCGUAGAAGAGGCCUAAAAAGUUAAAAAGGCAUGAAUGGUGAACUUAUUUAGCAUCUGAUUGGAAUUUAUAGGCUUUCCUCUUUUAAAUGCUUCAGCUGUCAUUUCAGAGGCCAUUUGACUCUUGAUAACUUUAUGCUGGACGUCAAGUGUUCAGACAAAUGUUUCACAGUUGAAUGGUGUUAAAACAGGACUCCACUGCUAUUGCAUUUACGGUGUCAUACUUGCUGAUAGUGCUUUCCAAAUUCUUUCUGUCACUAUUAUGAACAAAUAAAAUGGUUCUAAGAGAUUUCUACAAUCCAUCAUAUACAAGAGUGCAGUUUUUGCAUUUGAUUGUGUGUAAGAUUUUUGUAUCAAUGUUAUCUGAUGAUGGAUCAUGGAAUGUGAUCUGAAACGUUGAUGUAAAAAUCUUACACACAAUCAAAUCCAGAAACUACACUCUUGUAAAUAAAAUAGUGUUUUCCCAUCACCUAUCAUUUGUGGUUGAAAUAGUCACAGGAUGUCAUGAUUGAUUUCCUGAAGAAGACUGAAAAUAUUUCAAUUUUUCAACGGUGGAACCAUUUUAGUACACACUUGGAAUUGGUAGGUCUCCUCUUCAAAAUUCUUUUGAGUGACCACCUUAAAGGAGGUGAGCAAGCUCUUCAUUACCUCAAGGUGGACAUGUAGACAGAGCUCAAACAAAAUGUUUUGGAGUUGAAUGGUUUACAGGGAUGAAUUAUAGACCAGAUGAAAGUUCAACUCAUUAUUUUCUUACAGAGGAACCUUCAAUCAUAGGAUACAGCAAUGCCACAGUAUCCAUAGACGUAUUGAACAUCUUUUGAAAUGAAAUCUUUUAUAUACCUGUGCUGAUAAGCUUUUCUUAAAAAGAGGAUUUUCAACAUAGUGCUAUAACAGAAUCUUUCAUAUACAUAUCACUCUCCUGAUAAAUGUUUAACAGAAGCAAUAUAUUUCCCAAGACUUCACAGAGAGAGAGAGAGAAGAGAGAGAGAUUUGGGGUUACAUAUUCUGCUAUCUGUACAUAAACCCAAAUUAAAUUAUUAAAUUUCUAUCGACAUAGCAUUGCAUCUUGAUUAUUAGAGUGACAGUGGUGAUCUGGAAGAAAGGAGACAUUGUUUAAUUCGUUACAACAGGUUGGGUAUGCAUCAAAAUAUAACUUCAUGAGGUAGGAAGCCUUGCAGGGGCACACCACUUAUAUAGGGUUCAAUGGGUCAUUCAGCUGAGUGGAAAUGCUCCCAGGAAGGACAUUUGCGUGCGUUGGUCUGUGUGGCUUAUUCUGUUAGAACUACCUUGAGGAUCCCAUGGUAAAAACUAACAGAAACUUUUUUUAGGUUUGCCCAUGUCCCAAGAAGGCAUACAUGUCAGUUGGGAAAGGAAAGACAAGCAGAUUUUCCUUGGUAUUGCUUUGUAAAAAUUUCUCUCCUAUUGGAUGACUUGGUGUAAUAUUAUAAGGUCAUCUGAGUUAUUUCUUUAUUUUGCUUAUUGUGAAUUGACAUUUGAUUUGUGCAUUGGCUUAUUUC
This is a messenger RNA of Cryptomeria japonica (Japanese cedar), 5097 nucleotides long. RefSeq names its product pentatricopeptide repeat-containing protein At4g21065. Gene Ontology annotation, biological process: RNA modification. The transcript has 3 exons. Lineage: Eukaryota; Viridiplantae; Streptophyta; Pinopsida; Cupressales; Cupressaceae. Bases 219 to 2252 code for a protein of 677 amino acids. The record is from RefSeq and is a predicted model, not a curated record. Gene Ontology annotation, molecular function: protein binding; zinc ion binding; RNA binding.